AUGGGUUUUGCUGGAACGGCGGAAUUACUGACAGAUGCAACGGAAAAGAUCAUCAAGUACACUACCCCUUUUGGAUAUGCAUGGUUGAUCGUGUUGUUCAUCUUCCGAUUGCUGGCAGUAGAAGCGAUCGGAGAACCAAUUUACGAUGGUUAUACGACUGAAAAUGACGCUCAAGAUUUCAAGUGCAUUACAGAACAACCUGGUUGUCGACCUAUCUGCUUCAAUAGAUUUCAUCCGAUUUCGCACAGUCGUCUUUGGGAAAUGCAGAUUUUGUUCAUUUCGAUUCCAAUCUUUUUGUUUUUGGGGAUUACUCUCAGCGUACAAGAGAAAAACUCGAAGAUCAAACGCGAAAUCGCCGAAGUAGAACUGGAGAUUGGAAAGAAUAGGAGAUACCUCUCGAAUGAUUACUACCGUAAAAGAAAGGAAGAAUUGAGCGGAUAUGUCUCUGUCUCUCAAUUCAAUUACAUAACAGGUGACAGUGAGGAAGUCAUUUGGAAUCCUAUUGUAAUCAGCUGUUAUUAUAUUUUCUCUGUAAUCAAACUCGGUCUGGAAGUGUUCUUCAUCUACAAUAUUUACAUCCUGCAACGAAUCACGACCAAUGCGGAUUUAAAAAUAGGCUUUGAAAUGGAAGAACAAGCGCAGCUGACCUUUUCUGAAGUCUGGCACAUUCCAAGAACCUGGCUGUGUACUGUUGGUCAAGAACCCUUCUCGGCAUGCUCUCAAGAUCCGAUAGUCAAGUGUUUCGUCCCUCGUGCCUAUGAAAAGACGAUCUUUCUCCACUACUGCCUGGCCAUGCAAGUUAUUUCCGUUGUUCUGAUCGUUUGCGACUUGAUUUAUAUGAUCGUCAAAUCACGAUCCUUGAGAAACAGCCCAAAGAUAAACUAUCAAAACGAAAUUUCCAUGCUCAAGAAACCUGUUGCUGCCUAUUCUGAUUUCGAAUUUUAA
Messenger RNA from Oikopleura dioica, 945 nucleotides. The record is from the annotation of a GenBank genome assembly. Lineage: Eukaryota; Metazoa; Chordata; Appendicularia; Copelata; Oikopleuridae.